AUGAAUUCGGAAAAUGUUGAUUCACGAGAGGGAAGUUGCGAUAAGGAUCAGGACUAUAUUACAAGUCGAUUACCUAGCAAAAAUGUUUUGAUCAAAGGAAGGAAUUUUGAAUUCGCCAUUGGUCGAUUAAUUUCCCAUGGACGAUUUGGUGCGGUAUAUGAGGUACUAAGGCGUACAGAUGGAAAACGUUUUGCAGCAAAGUUAGAAAUAUGUAAUGAGCAUUCUCACGGAUUGAAUAUGGAUUAUAUUGUCCUACUUCAAGCUUCAAAAGUGACAUGUGAACAUAUUCCAAACCUGAUUGAUCAGGGUAAAAUCGAAGGACAUUUCAAAUUCAUCAUCAUGAAAAUGCUCGGUGAUAAUUUGCACAAAUUACGACGAGCAUUUGUUGAAUGUCAUUUCUCAUUGUCAACUUCACUUCGACUUGGAAUUCAAGCAUUAGCUGCAUUGGAGGAAUUGCAUUCGAUGGGAUUUGUUCACAGAGAUGUCAAAGCAUCAAAUUUCGCAAUCAGUGAUCCCUCUGAAUCAAAGAUGAAUGUGUAUAUAAUUGAUUUUGGGCUUUGUCGAAUGUAUCGAAAUCCCAAAGAUGGAAUUAUACCACCUAGGAGUAAAACUUCAUUCAGAGGGACUACACGUUAUGCAUCAUUGGCAGCACAUCGAGAAGAGGAAAUAUCACCAAAAGAUGAUCUUGAAUCCUGGUUCUAUAUGCUUAUUGAAAUGAUUUCUGGUGAACUUCCAUGGAGUAACAUUCAUCGAACGGAUCGUAAGGAAAUAGAGUGUAAGAAGGAGCAGUGUCGUUCAUCAGAUGAACUUAAAAUACUGCUCAAAGAUUGUCCUAAGGUUGAAUUUCGACGUAUCCUAAAUUACAUCGAUUCUUUAACAUACCAUAGUCAACCGGAUCACAAAUUUUUAACACAAAUGCUUCAAUUAGCAAUGAAAAAUUACGGUGUGAAAAUGGACGAGCCGUAUGAUUGGGAUGAUGAAUUACAAGCAUAA
This is a messenger RNA of Acanthocheilonema viteae, 993 nucleotides long. NCBI's taxonomy places the organism in Eukaryota, Metazoa, Nematoda, Chromadorea, Rhabditida, Onchocercidae. The record is from the annotation of a GenBank genome assembly.